CCCAGCCUCGGGCGAGGAAGAGACGCGACCAUAUGCGCAUGCCCUGAAUUUAUCACGGAGGGGCGGGGCUGAGGCUGCGGGAGCUGGAGGGGUGAAGAAAAGGGAAUUCCAACCUGUGGAACCUUGGGGGGUCCCCGGGGUCGGCGCCUUCCCAUUGACUGUGGGCGGUGCAAGGGACGGAGGCUCUGGUGGCUCGUGGGGGUGUUGGGGUCCGCAGGGGGAGGGAGGGGAGUGUCAGAGUGUGAGUGGGGUACGGGUAUUCCAAGUUUGCGGGCCUCCCGGUCUGACGCCGGGGAGGGAGAGCUCAGGCCGCCAUGCGGGACAGGACCCACGAGCUGAGGCAGGGGGAUGACAGCUCGGACGAAGAGGACAAGGAGCGAGUCGCGCUGGUGGUGCACCCGGGCACGGCACGGCUGGGGAGCCCGGACGAGGAGUUCUUCCAGAAGGUCCGGACAAUUCGGCAGACUAUUGUCAAGCUGGGGAAUAAAGUCCAGGAGUUGGAGAAACAGCAGGUCACCAUCCUGGCCACGCCCCUUCCUGAGGAGAGCAUGAAGCAGGAGCUGCAGAACCUGCGCGACGAGAUCAAACAGCUGGGGAGGGAGAUCCGCCUGCAGCUGAAGGCCAUAGAGCCUCAGAAGGAGGAAGCUGAUGAGAACUAUAACUCCGUCAACACAAGAAUGAGAAAAACCCAGCAUGGGGUCCUGUCCCAGCAAUUCGUGGAGCUCAUCAACAAGUGCAAUUCAAUGCAGUCCGAAUACCGGGAGAAGAACGUGGAGCGGAUCCGGAGGCAGCUGAAGAUCACCAAUGCUGGGAUGGUGUCUGACGAGGAGCUGGAGCAGAUGCUGGAUAGUGGGCAGAGCGAGGUGUUUGUGUCCAAUAUCCUGAAGGACACACAAGUGACUCGACAGGCCUUAAAUGAGAUCUCGGCCCGGCACAGUGAGAUCCAGCAGCUUGAACGCAGUAUUCGUGAGCUGCACGAUAUCUUCACUUUUCUGGCUUCUGAAGUGGAGAUGCAGGGGGAGAUGAUCAAUCGGAUUGAGAAGAACAUCCUGAGCUCAGCGGACUACGUGGAACGCGGGCAGGAGCACGUCAAGACAGCCCUGGAGAACCAGAAGGCGGCGAGGAAGGUGAGCCUCCCAGGCCCGGCCUCUGCCCCAGGCACCCUGUGUGACUUCCCUGACCCCCUCCUCUCCCACAGAAGAAAGUCUUGAUUGCCAUCUGUGUGUCCAUCACCGUCGUCCUCCUAGCAGUCAUCAUUGGCGUCACAGUGGUUGGAUAAUGUCACACAUUGUUGGUGAGAUGUUGUGGGCUGUCCUCUGGCCUGCCCCAGCCCUGGCCCCAGCCCUCCCUUCUCCCUCAGACCCUGUUCUCCCUCCUUUCCUUACAGGCACUAGGAGCACCAGGGACCCAGGGCCUGGCCUUCUCUCCCAGCAGCCUGGGGGACAGGGCAGAGCCUCCAGCUGGACCCCUUCCUCACACUGGCCCCUAUGCAGAAGGGCAGACAGUUCUUCUGGGGUUGGCAGCUGCUCAUUCAUGGUGGCCUCCUCCUUCAGGCCUCAGUGCCUGGGGGAGGCCUGCACUGUCCUGAUUGGUCGGGACACAGUUUUGUAAAAAAUUAAAAAACAAAAAAGAGCAUA
Molecule: messenger RNA, 1637 nt
Organism: Mandrillus leucophaeus (drill)
Lineage: Eukaryota; Metazoa; Chordata; Mammalia; Primates; Cercopithecidae
Gene: STX4
Product: syntaxin 4
Exons: 9
Coding region: 315-1211 (298 amino acids)
Biological process (GO): intracellular protein transport; vesicle fusion; exocytosis
Cellular component (GO): SNARE complex; endomembrane system; plasma membrane
Molecular function (GO): SNARE binding; SNAP receptor activity
Source: RefSeq, a predicted model, not a curated record